Molecule: messenger RNA, 470 nt
Organism: Arabidopsis thaliana (thale cress)
Lineage: Eukaryota; Viridiplantae; Streptophyta; Magnoliopsida; Brassicales; Brassicaceae
Product: Ribosomal protein L12/ ATP-dependent Clp protease adaptor protein ClpS family protein
Exons: 1
Coding region: 138-470 (110 amino acids)
Biological process (GO): translation
Cellular component (GO): ribosome
Molecular function (GO): structural constituent of ribosome
Source: RefSeq, marked reviewed
AACGUAUAUGUAAGUUGAAUAAAAAUGUAGAGAAAAAUCUUAAUGUUAAAAAAAAAGAGAGUAGGUUUGGGGUUUAAGUUUGUGAUUAGGUCUAGAGCUAAAGCCAAGGAACAAGCACGUAUCAAAGAUCAAACAAAAUGAGAGUACUGAGGGACGGCCAAAGUGGUGGUGGUGCCAAUGAGGGAGCUAAAGCGGAGAAGACUGUGUUUGAGGUUAAACUUGAGUCUUUCGAGGCACGUGCGAAAAUCAAGAUCAUUAAGGAGGUAAGGAGAAUCAUUGGUGUGGGUCUUAAGGAAGCUAUGAAAUUGGUGGUGAAGGCUCCUACGGUUUUGAAAACAGGACUUUCAAAAGAAGAAGGAGAGGAGGUCGUUGAGAAGUUGAAUGCACUUGGUGCUGAAGCUGUUUUACAGACUAGAGUGAGUGAUAUUCCAAGUCUGUUUUGGAACAGUUUGUUCCAUCUAAUAAGCUGA